AUGUGUUUUGCUUUCAGACUUUAUAUAUCGGUGAAUGAGCCAGAUCUGGCUAUAACAAUGUAUAAAAAACUGAAAAUGUAUGAUCAGAUGAUACGAUUAGUCAAGCAACACCAUCCAGAUUUGCUGGCUGAAACUCAUAUUCAUUUGGCAAAGGAAUUGGAGGCAGAAGGAAGUUUCCGUCAAGCAGAGCAACAUUACUUGUCCUCUGGUGACUGGAAAGCUGCAGUGAAUAUGUAUAGAACUGUUGACAUGUGGGAAGAAGCUUACAGGGUAGCCAAAGCUCAUGGUGGAGCAAUUGCUGCUAAACAAGUAGCCUACUUGUGGGCAAAGAGUUUAGGUGGAGACUCUGCAGUGAAACUGUUAACCAAGUUUGGGUUACUUGAUAGUGCUAUUGACUAUGCUGCAGAAAAUUGUGCUUUUGAGUUUGCAUUUGACUUGGCAAGAACAUCCAUGAAGCACAAACUACCAGAAAUUCAUUUGAAGUAUGCUAUGUUUCUUGAAGAUGAGGGCAAGUUCAGAGAGGCUGAAGUAGAAUUCAUAAAAGCUGGAAAGCCAAAAGAAGCUGUACUUAUGUAUGUACAUAAUCAAGAUUGGGAGAGUGCUCAGAGAGUUGCAGAAAAUCAUGACAAGGACUCAGUGGGAGAUGUACUGGUUGGACAAGCUCGUUUUGCAUUUGAAGCUGGUGAUCAUCAGAGAGCAGAAUCACUUCUUCUUCGUGCUCAGCGAGCUGAGCUUGCUGUGAAGUUCUAUAAGGAUGCUGGAAUGUGGAGUGAGGCUCUGAGAGUGUGUAAAGAUUACAUUCCAAGUCGACUGUCUCAGCUUCAGGAUGAAUAUGAACAUGAAAUGUCUUCAAGAGGAUCAAGAGAUUCAGAUUCCUUACUGUCCCAAGCUCAGGAAUGGGAAACUAGUGGGGAGUAUCAGAAAGCUGUGGAGUGUUACAUCAGGCUGUCAGUGGAACACACUAACAACAUGGAAUUACUUGAGAAAUCUUGGACAAAGGCUGCUGACUUGGCUCUGAAAUUCUUAGAUAGUCUCCGAGCCGAAGAAGUUAUACGUCGAGUAGCUCCUCAGCUUAUUGAAAUAAAAAAGUAUAUUGCAGCAGCUCAGCUCUACCUCAGUAUUGACCAAGUGAAGGAAGCUAUUGAUGCCUUUAUUGCUGCAGAAGAAUGGACAAAGGCCAAGAAAGUAGCUAAAGAGUUAGAACCAAGACUUGAAGAAUAUGUGGAUGAUAACUACAAGAACUUUUUAAAAAAGCAAGGAAGGACAGACCAAUUAGCAAGUGUGGAUGUUAUUGCUGGGUUAGACACUUAUGCUGAACAAGGUCAAUGGAAGAAAUGUCUAGACAUGGCUGAACAACAGGGAGUUAAAGUUCUUCACAAGUAUGUUGCAUUAUAUGCUACUCAGCUCAUCAAAGAACAACAAUCUUCGCAAGCACUUCAGCUCUAUGUUCGUUAUGGAACUCCUGCUUUUCCUCAAAACUUUAACAUCUACAAGCGGAUAGUGAGUGAUGUCCUUCAAAUGAAAGGUUUGAACAGUGCAGAUGCUUACAAAACCUGGGCUGACCUAAGAGAUAUGCUUUUUGAUCUGUGUGAAAACCUUGAGAAGGAAGGUUUGCCAGAAGAAGAUUUUGAUGUCUGUUUGCUCAUAGCCCACUACUACACUACCCGAUCAGCUUGUCAGGGUCAAGCAGAACUGGAACAACAAGCAACAAAACUAUCAGUGUCUCUUUUAAGACAUACAGAAAUAAUCCCUGCUGAUAAAGCCUUUUAUGAAGCUGGAUUAGCUGCUAAAGCCAUGGGCUGGGAAAAUAUGGCCUUUGUAUUUUGGAAUCAUUAUCUUGACCUUUGUGAGGCCAUUGAAGAUGGAAAUCAAGAAGGUUUAGAUCAUUCUGAUUUUCAAGAUACUGACAUUCCGUAUGAAAUUCCUCUGCCUGAGAAGAUGCAUUUGUCAGAAUCGGAGCAUGAAGAGGUAAAAGAAUGGGUCUUAGCUGUGUCAAUGGAUCAACGUGUGGAGCAGGUCUUACCUCUUGACGAAAGAAUGGUAUACGAAGCCUCCCUUGUCUCUAGCAAUGGAACACAUUACCCACCCUGUGUUAUUACUGGUUACCCUGUUCUGAGGAAUAAAUUGGAAUUCAAGAAACCAAAUCGUGUAGCUAACAAAGAUGAUUGGAAUAAGUUUUUGAUGGCAGCAAAGAUGUCUCAUAGUGUGGAGUGUCAAGAUGUGUUGAAGUUCAUCACUCAGUGGUGUGGGGGAGCUUCAAACAUGAGUUAUUCUUUCCAGUGAUUCCUACAAGCUUAGUGCAGCCAGUCAACUGAGAUAUCCGUCCAUAUCUAGUCAAGUUACAUGUUUUGCACCAAAAAUACUAUCUAUGAUAUUGUUAGUCACAUUUUACUAGAAAUAUGAAUGUUGAUGUUUGUUCUUGAUAGACGAUUAAACUUAUCAGAAAGAUGGUUGUAUGAGCUGUUUUCAAGUGUCACACAGUGAAAAGAAUUAGUUAACUAAAAUACUUUAGAACUAUUUAAAAUUUAUAUAAGUUUUCACCAAUCUUCUCCUUAUCCAUUGUAAUCAUUAGAAAAGAUUUGAAUUAUUCCAGUCUUACUUAUGUUUUCAGCAUGAUUUUUCUUUGUUACUGCAAAGUAAACUUAAAGGUGUAUAAUUCAUGGAUUUAUGCAUAGAGUACAGAAUGUAUGAGUAUGAGAAGUUGAGCUAUUGAAAUAUCAGAAAAGUUUUAAGAAGAAAAUGUACAAUAUUCACAGUAGAUGUUUUAGAAUCAAAAGAGUGCAUGUUUUCACUGUGAUGUAACUGUAUCAUUCUAAAUGAUGUACAAUAAAACCACUAUCUUGGUUAGUUGAUUGCUCAAA
Messenger RNA from Limulus polyphemus (Atlantic horseshoe crab), 2861 nucleotides. RefSeq names its product intraflagellar transport protein 172 homolog. The transcript has 17 exons. NCBI's taxonomy places the organism in Eukaryota, Metazoa, Arthropoda, Merostomata, Xiphosura, Limulidae. Bases 1 to 2283 code for a protein of 760 amino acids. Gene Ontology annotation, biological process: intraciliary transport. Gene Ontology annotation, cellular component: axoneme; ciliary basal body; intraciliary transport particle B. Gene Ontology annotation, molecular function: protein binding. The record is from RefSeq and is a predicted model, not a curated record.